Danio rerio (zebrafish) is the source of this 4963-nucleotide messenger RNA. RefSeq names its product ATPase cation transporting 13A2 (gene atp13a2). Gene Ontology annotation, molecular function: nucleotide binding; ATPase-coupled monoatomic cation transmembrane transporter activity; ATP hydrolysis activity. Gene Ontology annotation, biological process: monoatomic cation transmembrane transport; transmembrane transport. Gene Ontology annotation, cellular component: membrane. Lineage: Eukaryota; Metazoa; Chordata; Actinopteri; Cypriniformes; Danionidae. The record is from RefSeq and is marked validated.
ACAUUCCUAAAACUGACAGCUGAUUCAGAAACUGUUAGUUUCUGCUGUUGUGUGUGUAAAAUAAUGACUCUAGAGGGGAAAGUAUGAGCUUUAGCAUUCACCCUUUAGUUCACAGAUGGAUGCUAAAGGGAACUGUGUCCCGGGGCUGGAUGGGGCAUCCUCCUCCCCUGACACUGAACCCCUCAUAAAGGAUCCAAGACCCCCAGAGCUCAGUCUCGUCUCACAUAUGGACGUUCAGGGGUACAGAUGGGUGUGCUGGAAGGUGUGGUUGUGCCGAAUUGGGGCAGUAUUUUCUGUCGGCCUGCUGCUCGUGCUCUUCAAAUGGCGUCCUCGUAUUGGCAUACUGGCCCGAUGCAAGUCCUGUCCCAUUUCAAUGGCGGAUGUUUUAUUAUUAAAGGACAGAUAUGGACAGCAGUUUGUGGUGGAUGUGAUUACAGAGGAGGUUGAGGAAGGCAGUCUGGACUUUGCAGUAGGUGAUGCGGAUGAGAAUGAAUGGAGAGACACUGUGCAGCUACACAGUGAAAAGAAAACACUACUCAGAUACUAUGUGUUUGAGGGCAUGCGCUACAUAUGGAUCUCCAAGAAAGGAGCCUUUUGCAAAGCAAGUGUUCUCAGUGAAGGCUGGACCUGCGCUGACCUGCAUGGUCAACAGCAAGGACUGAGUCGAGCAGACCAGAGCACAAGGAAACAGAUUUUUGGGGCCAAUAUCAUUGACGUACCAGUCAAGUCUUACCUGCAGCUUCUCUUCGAAGAGGUGCUCAAUCCGUUCUACAUAUUUCAAGUGUUUAGUAUCAUCCUGUGGAUGUCAGAUGGAUAUGUCUAUUAUGCAGCUUGCAUCUUCAUCAUAUCUUUAAUUUCAAUUGGAGUGUCCCUUUAUGAAACGCGUAAGCAAAGCACCACUCUCCGCCGCAUGGCCUGUUUGAUAGUGAACGUUACUGUGCGCAGGGACACCGGAGAGGAGGAGUGUGUGAGCUCUGAAGAGCUUGUUCCAGGAGACUGUGUUGUAAUUCCAGCUGAGGGUUUGCUCUUGCCCUGUGAUGCUGCCCUGGUGGCCGGGGAGUGCAUGGUGAACGAAAGCAUGCUGACUGGUGAGAGCAUACCUGUGAUGAAGACGCCAUUGUCUAAUUCUGAGGCCACAUAUAAUCCGGAGUCUCAGCGCAGACACACUUUGUUUUGUGGCACACAGAUUAUCCAGGCUAAAGGAGGUGGUCCUGGAAAAGGGGCUAUUGCUGUCGUAACAUGCACAGGUUUUUUAACUGCCAAAGGAGACCUUAUUAGCUCUAUUCUCUACCCUCAGCCCUUAGACUUCCGCUUUUACCGAGAUGCCAUGAAGUUCCUUCUUUUUCUAGGACUUCUGGCUCUGAUCGGCACCAUUUACAGCCUUGUGAUUCUUUCAAAGAGCAAUACACCCUGGAAAGAACUAAUCAUCCGCUCUCUGGAUAUUGUGACAAUUAUAGUCCCACCUGCUCUUCCUGCUGCUAUAACUACAGCGACCAUCUACGCCCAGAAUCGGCUGAAGCGUCAGGGGGUUUUCUGCAUUAGCCCGCCUCGCAUUAACAUCUGUGGCAAGAUAUCACUUUUCUGCUUUGAUAAGACUGGCACUCUGACAGAGGAGGGUUUGGAUGUGUGGGGUGUGAUGGAAGUGACUGGCGGAGUGUUUGGAGAGCUGGUCCCUGACCCUUUGUUUCUCCAGCCUGGUCUGAUGCUGUCUGCUCUCGCCUCCUGCCAUUCUGUGGCUUUACUAGGCGGUCAAGCACUUGGAGACCCACUGGAGCUCAAAAUGAUUGAAUCUACUGGAUGGGAACUGACUGAGCCGGAGAAUGACAUGGGACAUGAUUCUGAAUUUGGGGGACACAGAGUGCUUGCAGUGAUGAGACCUCCUGCAUCUGAGCUCCUGACAGAAGGAAACUCUGUCAGUCAGCCAGUGGCAAUCGUGCGUCGGUUCCCUUUCUCCUCUUCUCUGCAGAGGAUGAGUGUGGUGACUGUAGGCCCAGCUGAACUUUCUCCUGUUGCUUUUAUUAAAGGAGCCCCAGAGAUGGUGGCCAGCUUCUGCCAUAAAGAAAGUGUGCCUUCUCAUUUUUCACAUACUCUCCGGGAGUAUGCCAGCCAGGGCUUCAGGGUCCUUGGACUUGCCUACAAGCACCUCGCUAAAGAGACUGAUCUGAGCACUGUUGAAAGGGUGGAGGUGGAAAAAGGCAUGAACUUCCUGGGUCUGUUGGUGAUGAAGAACCAAGUGAAGCCAGAAAGUGCUGAAGUCAUUCAAACUUUAACUCUGGCACAGUUACGGCCUGUGAUGGUUACAGGUGACAAUAUUCUCACUGCUGUGAACGUAGCACGUGUCUGUGGAAUGGUGCCAUCACAUGAGAAGGUUAUUUUCGUUCAUGCAUCGCCCCCUACUGCUGGUUCACAGGCCUCGCUGCAGUUUCAUGAGGGAGAGGGAGCCACAGCCACCAUUAAUACUCAACAGACCAUUGACAUUCCAGUGCAGGGUCAGUACCAGAGCGCUGUUGGCUAUCAUCUGGCUAUAAAUGGGAUGUCCUUUGCAGCACUUUGUGAUCAUUUCCCUGAAUAUCUACCCAAGGUUUUGAUGAGGGGGACAAUUUACGCCCGAAUGACCCCUGAACAGAAAACCCAGCUGGUUAAAGCUCUACAGAAACUCAAUUACAGGGUGGGCAUGUGUGGCGACGGAGCCAAUGACUGUGGAGCUCUGCGGGCUGCAGAUGUGGGAGUGUCCUUGUCUGAGGCUGAGGCGUCUGUUGCGUCUCCCUUCACAUCCAAAUCUGACAACAUCAGCUGCGUGCCUUUACUCAUCAAGGAGGGCAGGUGUUCACUGGUGACGUCAUUCAGCCUCUUCAAGUACAUGGCCUUAUACAGUCUCAUCCAGUUUGCCUCUGUACUGAUUCUCUACACGGAGAAAACCAACCUGGGUGACCUGCAGUUUCUGUUCUUUGAUUUGGUGUUGGUGACGGCGUUGGCUAUCCUGAUGGGGCGAGGAGGACCCAGUAAUGAUCUUCACCCUCAGCGUCCUGCUGCCAGUCUGCUGUCUCUGCCAGUCCUGGCCAGUUUACUGAUGCACACCGUACUGCUGAUCCUGGCUCAGGUCUCUGGCCUGCUUAUUACUAUGUCACAAGACUGGUAUGUGCCACUAAAUUCCACCAGGACAGGUGCUGCAAACCUGCCCAACAUGGAGGACACAAGUGUAUUUGCUGUAUCUGGCUUUCAGUAUAUCAUCAUGUCUGUCGUAAUAACUAAAGGAUUUCCAUACAAAAAGCCGCUUUAUCACAAUGUAUUGUUCGUAUGUGCUCUGGUCUUCCUCUUUGCUCUCAUGAGUUGGCUAGUGCUUUUCCGUCACACCAUCAUCCACCGUGUGCUGUCGCUCUAUGACAUCACUGACAUGAGUUACAAACUCCUGCUAGUAGCCAUCGCUGCGCUAAACUUCUUCAUAUGCUUCUUACUCGAGUUUUUCAUUGACCAAGGUGCCCUGAACUGCCUUCGAAACCUCAGAGGAAAACGCGAGUCCAAAAAGCAGUACAAGCGUCUGAACGUCCAGCUUACAGAAACACCGUCAUGGCCGCCGCUGAACCAGCCUUUGUUCCCUUCACAGAGCUCCGUCAUCAGCAUUAGCUAACCCCGGCCUCCACUUUAGCAUUUGGGGCUCUCCUGAUACACAUUUCCAGGGUCGCCAAAGAUCUGAUACCACGUCUCAGUGCCGUAGUGAGGUAUGAGUACCAGAUGCCAUACUUGUCUGCCUAUUAUAUAUGGCGCAAAACUUCUGAUGCAGAAACAAGAGUGAGGUAAAGAUCACUUUUGGAGAUCGUGUUUCUUAUUUUAAUGAAUAAAAACUUUUGAGUAUUUUUUUUUUUUUUUUGGUGUACUGAUUUAAUUUAGAAGAGCACUGGAAAGAGAUUGCUUGAGGAUUAUGCAAUUUAUAUAUGCAAGUGAUCGCUAGGGCUGCGCGAUUCAGGGAAAAUAUCUAAUUCCAAUUUUAAAAAAUAAAUUACAUUUUUUUUAUUAUAAAUUUUUUUAUUUAUUUUUUAUUGCAGUUUCGAUUUGAUUUACGAUUAAAUCUUGUAGUUGAGCUUUAGCUAAAUAUUCUGUUGCUUCUUACUGCUAAAAUGCAGCGUGUGUUAGCUAAAAAAACAAACUGAAAAGAUAUUAACUUACUCCAACUUCUUUUCGAAUUAGUUUUUAAACAUUCAGAAAUUAAACGCUCAUUUUUCUGUAGAGCAAAGGUGGUGAGUUAUGGCCUUAGUUAUCUCCUGGUGGCUUCGUGUUGUUUUAACAGCCGCAAACAACUCUGAAAUUGUACUUUGCUGUUGCUAGCUACUAUACUGUGUGUCACUGGCAAUACGUUUAGUUGACUUUUUAGCAAGACACUACUCAGAUAGCUGUGGUGCUUUUUUGGGUGCUGGUUGUUGUAUUUCCUCAUGCUGUGGCAACAAUUCUGCAAUAGCUCUAUCAAAUAACCAGUUUUUGUUUGAUUUCUGAGACUUUGAAAGCAAAAUAUUUCCAUGUUACCGACGUGCUGUUUUUCUUGGAUUUCACUUGUUCAGGCUUUCCUGUUUGUUUUAUUGUGGACGUUUCGCAUAGUUCAGUCACACAAUUCUGAUUGGGCUUAACAAAAGUGUGCUCAGCUGCUCACUCAAUUGGAUAGUAAGACUGUCACACACAGACGACAGUUACACAUUUACUCUGGAUGGAGAAAAUUAUAUAAUACAUAUAUAUAUUUCAUAUCAUAGCCUCUUGCAAUUAGCUAAUUGCAACGUUUUAAAUUGCAAUUGUGAUUCGAUUUCGAUUAAUCGCCCUAGUGAUCGGUUCAUACCUAAAAAAAUGUAAAGUCUUGAGAAGUAAACAAAAGAGUUUAAAAUGCUGAACACUUUGUUUAACAUAUUAAAAAAAUUGUUGAGUACAUGCUAUUUAAAGGGAUAGUUCAACCCCUCAAAAAUAAAAAUUCUGUCGGCAA